AUGGUUCUCUGAAGACCUGCAGCGAGCCCGCGGUGGCUCAGAGAAUAUACCCCCAGAGCUCUAGAGUGGUUUUGAACACAGCUUCUGAGAUCAGACCGCCUGAGUUGGAAUCUUGGCUCUAUAAUUUAACAACUAUUUAACCUUGGAUUCUUUGGAUUUUUUUUUUUUUUUAACAGAGUCAUCCUUACUUCCCCUCAAGAUGACAAACAGUUCUAUCUUCUGCCCAGUUUACAGAGAUCUGGAGCCAUUCACAUAUUUUUUUUAUUUAGUGUUUCUUGUUGGAAUUAUUGGAAGUGGUUUUGCAACCUGGGCUUUUAUACAGAAUAACACAAAUCACAGGUGUGUAAGCAUAUACUUAAUUAAUUUGCUUACGGCUGAUUUCCUGCUGACUCUGGCAUUACCAGUAAAAAUCGUUGUCGACUUGGGUGUGGCACCCUGGAAGCUGAAGAUUUUCCACUGCCAAGUGACAGCCUGCCUCAUCUACAUUAAUAUGUACUUAUCAAUUAUCUUCUUAGCAUUUGUCAGCAUUGAUCACUGUCUUCAGUUGACAUACAGCUCCAAGAUUUAUCGGAUCCAAGAACCUGGAUUUGCCAAAAUGAUAUCGACCGUGGUGUGGCUAAUGGUUCUUCUUAUAACAGUGCCCAACAUGAUGAUUCCCAUCAGAGACAUCGAGGAGAAGCCAAGUGUGGGAUGCAUGGAAUUCAAAAGGGAUUUUGGCAGAAACUGGCAUUUGCUGACAAAUUUCAUAUGUGUGGCAAUAUUUUUAAAUUUCUCAGCCAUCAUUUUAAUAUCUAACUGCCUUGUAAUUCGACAACUCUACAGAAACAAAGAUAAUGAAAAUUAUCCAUAUGUGAAAAAAGCCCUCAUCAACAUCCUUUUAGUGACUACAGGCUACAUCGUAUGUUUUGUUCCGUAUCACAUUGUCCGAAUCCCAUACACCCUGAGCCAGACAGAGGUAAUAUCUGAUUGCCCAACCAGGAUUUCACUAUUCAAAGCCAAAGAGGCCACACUGCUCCUUGCUGUGUCAAACCUGUGUUUUGAUCCUAUCUUGUACUAUCACCUCUCAAAAGCAUUCCGCUUAACAGUUACCAAGACUUUUGUUUCACAUAAGGAGACCAAGGCUCCAAAAGAAAAAUCAAAUGGUGAAAACAGUGCAUAAAAUACGGGAUUUCUCAUGCUAUCACUUCCUGCCU
Odobenus rosmarus divergens (Pacific walrus) is the source of this 1193-nucleotide messenger RNA. RefSeq names its product G protein-coupled receptor 171 (gene GPR171). Gene Ontology annotation, cellular component: membrane. Gene Ontology annotation, biological process: G protein-coupled receptor signaling pathway. Gene Ontology annotation, molecular function: G protein-coupled purinergic nucleotide receptor activity. The record is from RefSeq and is a predicted model, not a curated record. NCBI's taxonomy places the organism in Eukaryota, Metazoa, Chordata, Mammalia, Carnivora, Odobenidae. The coding region runs from base 200 to 1159 and encodes 319 amino acids. The transcript is spliced from 3 exons.